AUGGCGUCACACGGGAGAAAAAGGAAGAACUACGACGAUCGGGGCGACCGGAAUGAUCUCUACGAUCGGAGUGACAGGUACGAUCGGAGUGACAGGUACGAUCGGAGUGACAGGUAUGACCGAAAUGACAGGUACGACCGGGGUGAUAGGCACGAUCGAAGUGACAAGCCCAACCGGCAGGACAAGGAAAUAAUUUACGACCAAAUAUAUUCCACGCCCAGGAAGAACAAGCCCAGGUGCAUGGUCGUGUCAAACUAUAAGGACAAUUUGUUGAGCUACUUCCAGAGCAUUAUCAAUAUCGAAAAUAGUGGAGCUUAUUUUAGCCAAAAAUGGUACAUACAUUUUUACCGUGUCUGUUUGUAUAAUGAGAAGCUAUAUGCAGGUGGCUCUGCGGUGACGGCCGACGGGGUGGGAGUUUCAGGAAGUAGCGGAAAGAACAACACAAAUGUGAGUAAAAAAAAUAUAGACAAAUUGAUCAUCGAAUAUAAUGUGGAGGAAGUCCUUCGGAAGGUGCAAACGUUGGUAGUGAGAAAAUUAGAUUGUGAAAAUUUGUACUACCAGAAAAUUCUGGUAAUUGCGUGCCUCCUUUUUGACUUCUUCCAAAAUAAGAAGCACGUUAAUGUAAAGACGCUACGACAUUUGGAAGGCGAGGAGGAAGAGGAAGAAGGGGGUGAUCAAUUACCUAAUGAACAAUCCAAAGGGGACCACACAAGUGGGAAAAAAAACUCUCGCUCGAAGGAGUCAAAGAAGAGGUCGAGAACCACAUCCGCAGCAGCCAACUCGUCCAAUUACGGAGAUGAUGAUUAUGAUGAAGUAACGAGCAAUCGAAGGGGAAGCAGCAAAUAUGAAGCAGAGACAGAAAUAGACGUAAGGAAGAAAAAACACUUGAGAGAGAGGAAUUUUCAAAAUGAAGGUCAAAAAAAUUACUACAUCAUAGAAUUUAAAAACUUACUUUUUAAUGAAAAAAAAAAGUUUAACAACAUAGAAAUAUUUUAUCACAUCACCAACUUAAUCAUACACAAAUAUUGGUACUCCUCAGAAUUUGCGAGGUACAAUAUUUUUGUGUGGUUUUUAAAUUAUUUGAAUAAUAAAUUGGAAAUAAAAAAAAGUAUUAACAAAAUAAAUGAACAGCUGGAAAUGUUCAUAAAUAUACAUCCAAAAAUUUUUAAUAUUUCCAAUGCGAAGAAAAGGAGGAAGAAAAACACGCACCAUAUAAGUGCCAGCAAUAGCAGCUACAAUUUGGCUGGUGCAGGAGCGGGUACCUCCACGUCCAAUCAUAACAGCGGUAAUCACCACUUUGAAAAUGGCGUGUUAGAUUACCCUAACCUUAAAAAUAGGAAUAGACAACUGGGGGGGGGAUUUUCCGAUGCCACUAAUAUGGACAAUAAGAACAAACCUUCCAGUGUAGAAAAUAUGAACAAAGUUAACACGUUCAGUCAUUUUGUGAAUUCCACCAAUGUGGGUAACGCAGGUGGUAUUGGCAGUACUAGCUUUUUUGGUGCUCCAAGUAGCAGUGCUCCCCUUGGCGGUUUGCAAAUAUCCACCCCAAACGUGGCUACCUCUCCCAGCAACAACAAUAAUCCGUUCAAAGGAUUUAACCAAAGCAACAACAUAUUUAGCAGCAACAAAAGUAAUGAAAGUAGCCUAUUCAGGAAGAGCAGCAACAGCAACACCACCAACCCGUCUAGCAACAACACAUCUGCGGCGACGUCUCUCUUUGGAGGUUCUCUAAACACUAAUUCGAUCAUGAACCCAUCGGGUAAUAGCACCUUGCCAAAGUUCACCAGCGCCUUUUCUGGAGGUCUGAACGCGCAAGACAAUUCCAACACGACAGGCUCGAACCUCACCGGUAACAAUCCCCUCUCAGGGAACAUAUUUGGAAUGAAGAGCAACCUAACAACUAGCAAUAACCCCUUUGGCAGUCAAAAUAGUGGUACGCUUGGGAACAGUCUUAUGAACAACCUGUCCAAUCAAACGACCAACAACCUUUUUGGUUCCAAAAAUAAUUCCUCAUCGGAAACGUCAAACAUUAACCUACCCUCCAGCAGUAACAACAGCAUCUUUGGUUUCGACAAAAGUGCACAAGGCACUUCUUCCCUUUUUGCAAAUGCCACGGGGACGAACCAAAGUAAAGGUCUCUUUCCCUUUGGCAAUAGUAGUCAACCUGGGAACCAGGACAAGAUGCAGUUGGGUUCCUCUUCCGCAGGAAACCCUAUGUCAAUUUUUGGACAGAAGAGCAAAGGAGACUCAGCCUUUUCGCUUAUGCCCGGGGGGGGUACCGUGGGUAGCAACAUUGGAGGGGUUAACAAUACUAGCGGUACGAACACCCUUGGUGGGGUUAGCGGUUUGGGAUCCUUUGGGGGAUUCGGAGGAGGAAGCGGCGUAACCAGCGGGAAUCUCAUGAACAGCAGCACAGGCGUGUCGUUGAAGCCGAACUCCCUUUUUCAGGGAACACUUGGUGCACAGAAGGAGGGAUUUUUUGGGAGCGCCAAAUCGAACGAGAAUAUUUUCGGCGCAAGCGGUGCGGGCACGACUUCCGGACAGACGAACAUUUUUGGAAUGCAGAAUAGCAGCACCGCUAAUCAUAGUCCGUUUGGCAAGACCACCACGGGCACCGGUAUUGGUGGUGGUGUCAUCGGCAAUGUCGGUGGAAGUAUUAGCGGCGGCCUUGGGCUGAAUAACCCCCCGAACACCGCUGGUGGCUCCAUCAGCUUCGGUUCCAGUUUGUCCCCAAACCAAAGCACCACCAUGGGCAUGGGGAAUAAUAUGUCUCAGAUAAACACAAGUGGAUCACAGUUCCAACCUAUGAGCACCCCCACAAGUGCAAACAACUUAGCGAACCUGUUUAAUAGUGAAAAUGGAUCGAAGGAGUUAUUCAAAGAUUUGAAGCUAUCCACGGAUACGGGACAGAAGUUUACUGUAAAUAAAAAACCACUCUUUUCGAAGAGGGUGAAAAACAACACACUCUUAACGCCGAAUAGUAAUGCAAGUGGGGAAACUAAUAUUUUCAGUUCAAACUAUGUGAAUAAAGACAGCUUGUUGGUUAACCAGGACAAGCCCGUGAAGGUUAUAUUUGGACAAAACAAGACUACCACUGCGAUGGAUACUUCCCCCGUAGGAGGUGCAAGUACACCCAAUCUGGGAAGCACAAACUUGUUUGGAAGUGCCAUCAGCGGAAGUGGUAGCGUGCCGGGGCUCGGCCCAAGUGCGGGCAUAAAUAAUAAUAGUAGUAAUAACCAAGAUAAGGCGAAUAAUAACCUCAUUAACCAAAGCAACAACCAAAUGGGAAGUAAAAUUAUCUUCAAUGCAUCGUCUAGUAGCAUGGAGCAGAGCAAUAAUACCACCACUAGUAGUCUGUUCGGAAGCAGCAGCAGUAAUCCAUUCCAGAGCAGCACGAAUAACCUCUUUGGAAAUAAUCAGACCAGUGGAACUACAAACAGUAAUAACAACCCCUUUGGAUGGAACCCCUUCUCCACCCCCGCUGAUGGAACCAAAAAUGAUACUCAAAAUAACGACCCAGGUUUGAGUAUUCCCGUGAAGAAAUUAACCCUAGAGGAGAGGAAGAAAAAAACGGCCAAAAGUAAUAUGCUCUCUUUAUUUUCGAAUAACAAAAUGGGGGGCACUGAUACGAAUAAUGCGGCUGAUACUUCUUUGGGUGCAUCCAUGUCGAAUGGCCUGCUUGGCAAUAAAAGUUCCAGUAGCGUCAGUUCGUUCAGUUUUAACAACACUUCUAUGGAAAACGUUUCCAAGGAGGACACAGCCUCUGGCCCCACCGCUGCUACAGAUAAACCCAGUGGUACUUUCCUAUUUGGGCAAAACAGAGACACCAGCAGUAGCAGUAUGACACUUGGCGCACCGCAGACAACUUGGGGUGACAAAAAAGCAUCUAUCUUCGGCUCAGCAACUUCUGCCACGAACGCAGUAAGUGGUACUACCGAGGAUAAGGCGAACAAGGAAGGAAGUGGGGACACCACAUCAUCCACGCCCUCACCGAACACCACCAGCGGUAAUAACGCCAAUGAAAAAAGCAUCUUCCAGAGCGGCACGAAAAGCAGUUUAUUCUCAUUCGGCGCAAAUAAGGCGGAUGAAAAUAAGAGUGCAGAAACGGAGAAGGAAAAACCCAAAAGUAGCAUAUUCGGUUUUGGAACUCUAAAUGUAAAGAGCGAGCAAAAGGAGGAGACAAAAGAAGAAGGGGGGGAUAAAAACAACCUGUCGGAAGACAAAGGAAGUGAAGAAAAAAUGUCAGGGAAAAAUGAAAAAGAGAAUGUUCAAGUUUUUGGUAGUGCAUUUUUAUCGAGCAUAAAUGGGCAAAGUAAAGAUACGAAUGUUAAAGGAGCUGAUUCCGGUCCUUCCACUUUCAGUUUUGGAAACGCAAAAAUGGAAGAAAAUAAAACGAGCUCAUCUCCCUUUUCGUUUCCAUCGAAUAAGGAAGACAGAAGUUCGACUCCCAUUUUUGGCCUUCCCAGCAAAACGUCGUCCUUUAACGAAGUGCAGACGAGUGAAGAGAAGAACAAAAUUCCCAUUUUUUCCCUCGGUGGGGAGAACAAGCAGGCGGAUAUUACCGGGACGCAAUCGCAGAGCUCCAAUGUGUUUAAGUUUAGCACCACGGGGGGUGACACAGACGGUAAAGUGGUUGGUGUGAAUGUGGUUGAUCCAACAAGCAGCGGUGGAAACGUGAACGAUAACAUAAACUACGACGAUGUGAAGAACAGGAAGAGGAGGAGGAACGUGGAUAUGGACGACCAGGAUGAAGCAGGUGGAAUGGGCAAGUCGAAGGGGAGAGAUUCCACAGAUGAGACAAAUCAGUUGGGAGGUGACAACUCCAGGAGGAAAGGAUACAGUGGAAACUAUUUCGGUGAUGAAGGAAAAGAUGAAUUAAGCACGGACAGUUUAUUCUUCAAAAAGAGUAAAUUGGGAAGCGCCCUAAAUGAUACCAAAAAUAUUUUAAACACUUUAAAAUUUGACAACAUUCCAAGUAAGGAUAUUUUAAGUGCAUCUGUUAACGAAACGAAUAUAAGUUCCCGAGAGAAUAACAUAAUCGAGAGGGGGGUUCUGAAUGCCAGUGGUUCAUUAUGGGAUAGCAAAGAGGUAGGGAGCAGUCCGACAAAGGAUAAAGGUGAGAAUGGUAUGCAGUCCAAUGGGAUUUUCUCCUCCACAGGAGAUAACACCCAAUUUGGCCUUCGAAAUACACUGAGUAAUGAACUAACAACAGAUACGAACAACACGAGUGGUGGAACAACACAGUCAAAGCAACAGAGUGGACAGAACCAUGUUAACAUGGAUGAAUCGAAUCUUCCAUUUGGCAUACGUGAGGGGAACAAUUUGUUAAACGACCAAGCGAAGAGAAUAGCGAAACUGAAGGAAGAAGAAGAACUGAGAAAUCUGGAAAGAUUAAAAAUGAAUAACUACCUAAUACCUGAAAAGAAUGACAAUAAUGACGGAAGAAAUGACGUAAAUCCUGAUGGAGGGGAAAUAAAAAAUGCGAGGAAAGACCACUUGGUGACAGACAAAAAAAGCGUAGAUCGAAUUGUAGCAUAUAAUAAGAAAAUAUCAUACGAUGAUAUAGAAGUAGAUUUAGAUAAGGACAUUAUCGACUUGAACGAUUUGAGAGAAAACUUAUUUUUGUGUGUUUUAAAUUUUCACCUAAACUACUGGGCAGAGAAAGUUAUCCUCUUCUACCCACACAAUGAAAAAAUCAAUAAAUUCUGUAACCGCAUUAUGAAGAUAAAAGACGAAUUUGAUGAAACUUACGAUUUUAAUUUAUUCGAGGAAAUUCACAUUUUAGCGAAAAAAUUGUUGAAGAGAUUAGACCGUAAUUGUUGUAUCUACGAAAGUGUACUCUUCCUUUCGGCCGAAAAUUUAUACGUCCUAAAGAAUGCCAAGCUGUCUCUCUUCGAAGCCUUCAACAUAUAUCACUUUUGGUUUCAAAAAAAUAGCCUCGACGUGAAAAAAAACUUCCAAAAUUUUAUGUACACAAAUAAAAUUUAUCCCUCCUACCUUAACUACUACAUGAACCUUUACAAGAACCAUGCCUCGUUCAAUUAUAAGUACACGCAAGGAAGUGGUGAAUCGGAGGGGAAAAUCAAAGGCAAUGGUAAGAAGAAGCAGCUAGACCAGGAGAAUGACAGUGCAAGCAAUUCGACGGACCAGGAGGAACCGAUCGGCAGUGACGAUUCGUUAGGCAGCUCGGAUGCACCCCGGGAUGAUGACCCUUAUAGCCAGGGGGAGGAGGACAGCGAAAGAAGCGACGUAGGAAGUGAGCGUGGAAGUAGUCCUCGAAGUAGUCCUGCAAGUAGUCGUCUAAGUAGUCCCCGAAGUAGUUGCGGAAGUAGCCCCAGAAGCGAUCGUGAGAGGCGCGCGAAAAGGAGGGACAGGGCCAGAAAGAAAAGCGACAAGCGGAAGGAGAACAGCCUCAUAGAGAUCCUCAACUCAAACAGCAGUGACGUGUCAGACGUGAUGGAUAACAGCAACAAGGAGGAGCCACUCAAUAUGCACUUCAAGGAAAAGUACCUCUACCUAUCCAAGGGAAAGGUCCGAAAAAACAAAUUAUUCCUCCCCUCGCACAUAAGGGUUAAAAAACUCAGUGCAUGCGAGUGCAUACUAUUGGAACUUAUCCUCAAAAGGGACAUACUAAACGUUUUAAAAAAGUACAAAAUUUUUAAAACAGAAAAAUAUGAAUACCUCUAUGUUAACCUCAUAGCAAUGUUGAAGCAUUAUAAUUAUUUUUCAAUCGAAAGGGAGAGUGAAAUAAGUAAAAGUUCCACUUCCACUAGUGCAACAGCAAGUGGAGGUGCCGAUAGUGGUGAACCCAAUAACGGUGCAUCUCAUUCCCCUUUUGGACAAAACAAAUCUAACAGUCAAUUGAAGAAGCUAACUAACCAUCUGAGCACAAAUUGCGUGAACACAAAAAAUGAUAAAAUUAAUAUCCUCAAAAAAAUAUGUGAUAAAAAUUUACUCUACUAUAUAAACAUGCAGUUAAAAAAUAUUACCUAUUUGAUCAGCUUCAACGAAAUGGAAAUCGCUUGUGUGUACCUAAAUCAUAUAAAAAAUAAUUUGUACGUUAUGUUCCAGAUGCCUAUUCUUCUUUACAACACUCUCUUCGAUAGAAUUAUUACCUCCUACAAUGACUACAUCGUCAUGGAAAACUUUUUCAAUAACUCCUGCUUGUAUAAUGACUUUCGAUAUGAAAAUAUUUUCAAGACAAAGGUUGCCUAUAUGCUCAUGAAGAAAUUCUUCCAGGCGGACGAUACGGAAAAUUGCAUUCGAUUUGCCCUGUACUUUGAGAACAUUCGGACCAAGGCACCUCGAAAUAAUAUUUACAAUGAUUAUAUUUUUCAUAAAAACUUGUUGAGUGCUUACAUUAAGGUGCAUGAAGACAUCGUGCCGGAGGACUGGAUCAACGCGCAAACAUCCAACAACAGCGAACUCAGUGACCUGCAUGACUCAGAAUACCUGGACUACUACUCCUUCUUCUUCAAGGACAUCUCCAAGUAUAUAAAAUUUAACAUAAUGCAGAAGAUUGUCUCCUGCAAUAUAUUCAGCCUUCGCAGGAGGGACUACACGAAUGCGGAGGAGGGCUACACUCUUGGGGGAAGCAGUGUGGCCGGUAGUGUUCCUAGCGGAGUGCCAAGUGGACAGGCAAGUGAAGUAAUCAGCGGAGGAAACGCCCCAACGGGGGAGACAACCACCUCUGCCCCCAAUACGUGGGAAGACAACUUCGCGUGCUACUUUGUAUAUAUGGUGAAUCGUUCCAUCCUGGAUGACCUCGUCAAUCUGUACGCUUCCAAGGGAGACUACUUCUACAAGAGAAUCUCAGCCACACUUAUUAACAGCUCAUUUGUAAAGGAAUACGAAAAGACGCACAACAAACAUUUCCACAUGCACGUACAGGUAGCCAACAUAAACCACUUUAUGAAAACCAACUUCUUCGAAUACAUCAACUUUUUCAAAAAAAAAGAACUCUAUCAUAUCGAUAAGACAAAAAAUGAAGAUGAAAUUAUGCAAAACCUAGUUAACGUUAUAAAAGGAAAUGGAAAAAAAAUUAUUGUAGUGAUUAAUAUGCUCGUCGAAAUUGUCACCAAAAUAGAAAAAAAAAUUUUGAAAAAUGUAAAUAUCUUUAUUACUAUAAAUUUGAGGAACUUAAUUAUUGACACCUUUUAUCUUUUCAAGUACAUUUUCAACAAUAAAGAAUUUUCGCUUCACUUGGUGGAAGACUUGUACAGGAAUGCCGUCAUUUUUAACGACCUCAUAAACUCCACCUUCUCGGACGACGUGCACUACUACCCCAAGGAACAAAUAAAGGAGCUUUACACUUACAUCCGCCAUAAGUUUACCAACCAAAAUUUGAUCGCCUGA
Molecule: messenger RNA, 8355 nt
Organism: Plasmodium coatneyi
Lineage: Eukaryota; Apicomplexa; Aconoidasida; Haemosporida; Plasmodiidae
Exons: 1
Coding region: 1-8355 (2784 amino acids)
Source: RefSeq, a predicted model, not a curated record